Messenger RNA from Botrytis fragariae, 240 nucleotides. RefSeq lists its product as uncharacterized. NCBI's taxonomy places the organism in Eukaryota, Fungi, Ascomycota, Leotiomycetes, Helotiales, Sclerotiniaceae. The transcript is spliced from 2 exons. The record is from RefSeq and is a predicted model, not a curated record. The coding region runs from base 1 to 240 and encodes 79 amino acids.
AUGAUAUGCCUCACCUCAACCACUCACGGGUUAUGGUAUCUCUUCAUGCAUUACUCUCAUCCACGUGUUACUCAUGCGUACGAACCUUAUCACGGUAGCGCAUUCAGCCACGGACUUUGUAGGCAUGGAACUAUGAUCAGUAUUCCUCGAGUUAACUUGAAGGUCUCCCAGGAGGAUGGAAUGGUAUUUGGAUUACGCACUUUAGAACUGUCGCAUGAAAUGAGGGGAAUACCGGUCUGA